GCGGGCACCGGGUCAUCAGGUACCGGAUUGUCUGGCUCGACAGCGGGCAUCGGGUCACCAGGUAUGACAGCGGGCACUGGGUCACCAGGCAUCAGGUCAUUUGGCUUGCCAGCGGGCACCGCGUCAUCUGGCAAGGCAGUGGGCACCGGGUCACCAGGCAUUGGAUCGUCUGGUUCGGCAGCGGGCAGCGGGUCACCAGGCACGACAGCGGGCUCUGAGUCAACUGGCAUGACAGCGGGCACCGGGUCAUCAGGUACCGGAUUGUCUGGCUCGACAGCGGGCAUCGGGUCACCAGGCAUCAGGUCAUUCGGCUCGCCAGCGGGCACCGCGUCAUCUGGCAAGGCAGUGGGCACCGAGUCACCAGGUACGACAGCGGGCUCUGAGUCAAUUGGCACGACAGCGGGCACCGGAUCAGGUACCAGAUCAUCUGGAUCAACAGCGGGCAUCGAGUCAACUGGC
Molecule: messenger RNA, 459 nt
Organism: Staurois parvus
Lineage: Eukaryota; Metazoa; Chordata; Amphibia; Anura; Ranidae
Source: the annotation of a GenBank genome assembly